Molecule: messenger RNA, 6288 nt
Organism: Suricata suricatta (meerkat)
Lineage: Eukaryota; Metazoa; Chordata; Mammalia; Carnivora; Herpestidae
Gene: ASAP1
Product: ArfGAP with SH3 domain, ankyrin repeat and PH domain 1
Exons: 31
Coding region: 281-3703 (1140 amino acids)
Biological process (GO): positive regulation of GTPase activity
Cellular component (GO): cytoplasm
Molecular function (GO): protein binding; GTPase activator activity
Source: RefSeq, a predicted model, not a curated record
ACAACAAACUGCCUCUGCCUUCAGGAAUGAGAUGAAACUAAUGAGUCAGGUCCCUCUCUAUAGCCACACCUGUGCCUCCUUUGCUCUGCCAGAUUGUCCUCUCCAUCCUUCAAAGCCAUCUUCUUCCAGGAAGCCUUCCUUGAUUGAACCCGCUCCUAUGUCACCAUUCAGCAAAUAGUGCUGUGUGCUUGCUGCUCUUCAAGCCCCUUAGCCAGGAGGGCCUUACAGAUCAAGACCAAAGAUUUAGAGGAAGGUAAUUUUCUGAUGUGACGGCUGAGACAUGAGAUCUUCAGCCUCCAGGCUCUCCAGUUUUUCGUCGAGAGAUUCACUAUGGAAUCGGAUGCCGGACCAGAUCUCCGUCUCCGAGUUCAUCGCCGAGACCACCGAGGACUACAACUCGCCCACCACGUCCAGCUUCACCACGCGGCUGCACAACUGCAGGAACACCGUCACGCUGCUGGAGGAGGCUCUAGACCAAGAUAGAACGGCCUUACAGAAAGUGAAGAAGUCUGUCAAAGCAAUAUAUAAUUCCGGUCAAGAUCAUGUACAAAACGAAGAAAACUAUGCACAAGUUCUUGACAAGUUUGGAAGUAACUUUUUAAGUCGAGACAACCCAGACCUUGGCACUGCUUUUGUUAAGUUUUCUACUCUUACGAAGGAGCUGUCCACACUGCUGAAAAAUCUGCUCCAGGGUCUGAGCCACAAUGUGAUCUUCACCUUGGACUCCUUGUUGAAAGGAGACCUGAAGGGAGUCAAAGGAGAUCUCAAGAAGCCGUUUGACAAAGCUUGGAAAGACUAUGAGACAAAGUUUACAAAAAUCGAGAAGGAGAAGCGAGAGCACGCAAAGCAGCACGGGAUGAUCCGCACGGAGAUCACGGGAGCCGAGAUUGCAGAAGAGAUGGAGAAGGAGAGACGCCUCUUCCAGCUCCAAAUGUGCGAAUAUCUCAUUAAAGUUAAUGAAAUCAAGACCAAAAAGGGCGUGGAUCUGCUGCAGAAUCUUAUAAAGUAUUACCACGCACAGUGCAAUUUCUUUCAAGAUGGCUUGAAAACGGCUGAUAAAUUGAAACAAUACAUUGAGAAACUGGCUGCUGAUUUAUAUAACAUAAAACAGACCCAGGAUGAAGAAAAGAAACAGCUAACUGCACUCCGAGACUUAAUAAAAUCCUCUCUUCAACUUGAUCAGAAAGAAUCUAGGAGAGACUCGCAGAGCCGGCAGGGAGGGUACAGCAUGCAUCAGCUCCAGGGCAACAAGGACUACGGCAGUGAGAAGAAGGGCUACCUGCUGAAGAAGAGUGAUGGAGUGAACCAGCUACUACAUCAGGUUGUGUUUGACUUGCUCCCCAGGCUCCGGAAAGUGUGGCAGAGGAGGAAGUGUGCAGUCAAGAAUGGGAUCCUGACCAUCUCACACGCCACAUCUAACAGGCAACCCGCUAAGCUGAACCUCCUCACCUGCCAGGUGAAACCAAACGCUGAGGACAAGAAGUCUUUUGACCUGAUAUCACAUAACAGGACGUAUCACUUCCAGGCAGAAGACGAGCAGGACUACGUGGCAUGGAUCUCGGUAUUGACGAACAGCAAAGAAGAGGCCCUGACCAUGGCCUUCCGUGGAGAGCAGAGCACGGGGGAGAACAGCCUGGAAGACCUGACGAAAGCCAUCAUUGAGGACGUCCAACGGCUCCCCGGGAAUGACGUCUGCUGUGAUUGUGGCUCAUCAGAACCCACCUGGCUUUCAACCAACUUGGGCAUUUUGACCUGUAUAGAAUGUUCCGGCAUCCAUCGGGAAAUGGGGGUUCAUAUUUCUCGCAUUCAGUCUUUGGAACUUGACAAAUUAGGAACUUCGGAACUCUUGCUGGCCAAGAAUGUAGGAAACAAUAGUUUUAAUGAUAUUAUGGAAGCAAAUUUACCCAGCCCCUCGCCAAAACCCACCCCUUCAAGUGAUAUGACUGUACGGAAAGAAUACAUCACUGCAAAGUACGUAGAUCAUAAGUUUUCAAGGAAGGCCUGUUCGUCUUCGUCGGCUAAACUGAAUGAGUUGUUCGAGGCCAUCAAAUCUCGGGAUUUACUUGCACUAAUUCAGGUGUACGCAGAGGGGGUGGAGCUAAUGGAACCGCUGCUGGAGCACGGGCAGGAGCUUGGGGAGACGGCCCUGCAUCUUGCAGUCCGAACUGCAGACCAAACAUCUCUCCACUUGGUUGACUUCCUUGUACAAAACUGCGGGAACCUGGAUAAGCAGACAGCCCUGGGCAACACGGCCCUGCACUACUGCAGUCUGUACGGCAAACCCGAGUGUUUAAAGCUGCUUCUGAGGGGCAAGCCCACCGUGAGCAUCGUGAACCAGGCUGGAGAGACUGCCCUGGACAUAGCAAAGAGAUUGAAAGCUACUCAGUGUGAAGAUCUGCUUUCCCAGGCUAAGUCUGGGAAGUUCAACCCGCACGUCCACGUGGAGUAUGAGUGGAACCUGCGUCAGGAGGAGAUGGACGAGAGCGACGACGACCUGGACGACAAGCCCAGCCCUGUCAAGAAAGAGCGCUCGCCGAGGCCUCAGAGCUUCUGCCACUCGUCCAGUGUCUCCCCCCAGGACAAGCUGUCACUGCCGGGGUUCAGCACCCCGAGGGACAAGCAGCGGCUCUCCUACGGCGCCUUCACCAACCAGAUCUUCGCCUCCACGAGCACAGAUUCGCCCACGUCACCAACCACCGAGGCACCCCCGCUGCCUCCGAGAAACGCCGGGAAAGGUCCAACUGGCCCACCUUCAACACUCCCUCUAAGCACCCAGACCUCUAGUGGCAGCUCCACCCUGUCCAAGAAGAGGCCUCCUCCCCCACCACCCGGACACAAGAGAACCCUGUCCGACCCUCCCAGCCCACUACCUCACGGGCCCCCAAACAAAGGCGCAGUUCCUUGGGGGAACGAUGUGGGUCCGCCGUCAAGUAAGACCGCAAACAAGUUUGAGGGACUAUCUCAGCAAUCGAGCACCGGCUCUGCAAAGACUGCCCUCGGUCCAAGAGUCCUUCCUAAACUACCUCAGAAAGUGGCGCUAAGGAAAACAGAAACCAGCCACCACCUCUCCCUGGACAAAGCCAGCCUCCCGCCCGAGCUCUUUCAGAAGUCCCCGCAGUUAGCAGAGCUACCGCAGAAGCCACCACCCGGAGACCUGCCCCCGAAGCCCACCGAACUGGGUCCCAAGCCCCAAAUCGGAGAUCUGCCUCCUAAGCCGGGAGACCUGCCGCCCAAGCCGCAGCUGGCAGACCUGCCGCCCAAGCCGCAGAUGAAGGACCUCCCGCCCAAGCCGCAGCUGGGAGACCUGCUGGCCAAGCCCCAGGCAGGAGACGUGUCGCCCAAGGCCCAGCAGCCCCCUGACAUCACCCAGAAGCCACACCCGGGGGAUCUGUCCCUGAACGUGCAGUCCCGGGACGCCAUCCAGAGGCAGGCAUCCGAAGACUCCAAUGACCUCACGCCCACUCUGCCCGAGACGCCCGUCCCCCUGCCCAGGAAGAUCAAUACGGGCAAGAACAAGGUGAGGCGAGUGAAGACCAUCUACGACUGCCAGGCGGACAACGACGAUGAGCUCACCUUCAUGGAGGGGGAAGUGAUCGUGGUCACGGGGGAGGAAGACCAGGAGUGGUGGAUCGGGCAUAUCGAAGGACAGCCCGAAAGGAAGGGGGUCUUUCCAGUGUCCUUUGUUCACAUCCUGUCCGACUAGCAAAGCGCAGAACCUCGAGAUUGUCCACAUCUCCACGCAAGACUGCCGCCUCCGCGUACUCCUGUGCACACAUGUAUAUAUGCUGUUACAGAACGAGAGACUCACGCAAGGGCCACCUCGGGAGGGGCCUGGUGCGUGCUGUAAAUAGCCCGUGGUCUUCUGCCUUCGCCAGUAUUAGGGUAGCCCCAGGACCCGGCGCACCUUACUGGUCUGCCAAAGCCAUCCUUGGCAUCUAGCACUUACAUCUCUAUGCUGGUUUCCAAGCAAACAGACAAACACAAGAAUAUAGGAAAUGCUGGCCUUGCAAACAGACGUGGUCCCCAGCAAACCGUUGAAAGGCAUAGAACUGACUCUGUGUUCCUAACAAAACAGUGUUCUCCAUUGUGUUACUGAAAACGCAACAUUAGCAGAGAGGUAGGUUCUGUUCUCCAGGUGAAACGUUAGCCCCCUGACAGACCAGCCUGUAGUGACCUGUGUUCACAGUUUACAGCUACAAAACACCGACCUUGGUAUUUAUUACAGCGAAGUGCUUGGUUAAACAUAAGUGUUACUCCUUCAGUAAAAUAUUCACCGGCCCAAACCCUUUGGUGGCAUUUGACCGUCCCCACCGCCUCGUGCAGGCUGGGCGCAGUCGGUUGAUCCUGUCUGACGGUGACGAGUGCCCGCCCCGGAGAUAUUACCUCAUUAUGCAGAAAUAACAUAUCCUUCAUGACUAUUUUGACGAAAGCUUAAAACACAUCUGGUGAAGUUCAACUUUCAGGAACCGAGGACCGCCAGGAAACAUUAGCCUCUACAUUAUGCAUGCAUUUAGAAGCUUACCUGAAAUCUGCCUUUUAUAAAGGAAUAGUAUGGACGAGUGAACUGUACAUUUUUUAAACUUGAUCGCCAUUAAAGCAGAAAUUAUAAGGUCGCAACAAUACCUGUUUCUAGUCGGUCAUUCGGCCUUCUCGGAGUGUGAAGCUGCCUCUCAUGGUAAGAAUUCGCCUCCUCCCAACUUGUUAAAGCGUCUGCUACCCCAGGUUAGAUUCCUUAUUUUGCCACUUUUGUCCUUGAUCAAUUUAAACUUGUGAAAGAGGAUUCAAGAAGUUAACAGUCAGCCCUUCACACGACUUCCCCCACCCCCACCCCAGCCCCGAGAAUCAAGAGUCGGGGUGCUGAGACUAGCCUCCUGUUUCUCCGUGCUCCAGACACCCGCCCCGCCCCCGCACUGGGUGGAGGGGAGGCUCCCAGCCCGAAGCUGCGUUCAGCAGACGGGUCCCUUCGCGGUCCCUUCGGGGCGGCUCACAGCCAAGUGCUUAAGGGCCGCCCAGAGCUGCGCUGUGAACGGGCGCUCUUCCCGCAGCCAGUGUCCCUCCCGCCUCUCCCCGUCCCCCACCCGGCCAUCAGGCCACGCGGGCACCCCGAGUGCUCAGUCUGAGCCGUCAGUCUGGAUUCCGGAAACGCGUUCUUCCGGCGUCCGUUCCCCAGCCGCGGGGCCCCGGACCCCGAGGCCUGCGCGUCCCUGUGGCCUCCCAUUCGCUUAGACCCUUGUUGGCAGCAGCACAGAAAGCUGGUAUUUUUAAGCAGGGAACCUCGGCCCUGAGUAGAGAUGCCCCUUUCCCAGAAGCACAGCUCCCGCCUGAGCCCGUGGGAACAGCGCCUGGGCGGCAGUCCCCGUGCUCAGUGACAGUCACCCGGCUCUGCUGGAGGGAUUGCAACGGAAACUUGGAACACCCGCCUCCGAGAGAAACCGCGUGAAUGGACCGGCACCACCGCCUCUCCGCUGUCCCCGGAAAGUGGUUUGAAGCAGCCAGUGGCCCCCAUGGGCCAUGCACACCCGCCGGCGCCCGGGGCCACAGCCCUGGCGGGCGCGUCCCAACCCCCUGGCAUCCUGCUUCAUCCAAGUACGCGUCCGCAGUUGCAUUAAAAAACCGUUUUGUCUUUGUGGCCUACAGUAUUUUCGGCUGAUCUCAAAAUAAACUGGUUUUCUAAAAAACUCGAAACCUAGAUGUCUAAAAUUACAUGGAGUCCUUGUCUGUUUUUUUUUUCCUCCUUUGCAGCAACUUACACAGAUGCAUUGUUUUUUUCUUUUCAAUACCUUCAGUGGUUUUUUUUUUUUCUUUCUGGUUCUGCCUUUGUUUUCCGUGAGGAAAUCUCUAAUCCAGCUUACCCUGGGACAUAGGAAAGCUAGAGAUAAAUACCUUGGGUGAUCUUGGUUGAGUUUGAAUCUGAUACUGUUCUUAAACUCAGUGAGCCACUAUCUGCAAUUUUGUACAUGAUAUAGUAUUUUGAAGGUAUGGAACCUUAUGGAAAAAAAUAGCUAAUUAGUUCUUUUUCCCCCAGAGGGGAAAGUUGCGUUCUGCAAAUAGCCUGUGUCUUAUUUUACUGUUGAACAGCAAUUGCUAUUUAUUUUUUUAUUGCCUAGAACUUAUACACGUUGUAUGGGAACCCCAUAGUGCCGCGCGGUAAAUUCCAGACCGACAUCACACACUUGUCAUUUCACAUGGAUUUAAUGUGACCAUUUUCCAGUACUGUAUGUGUUCAUUUCUACUUUUUUUAAUAUUUAAAAUUGCUUUCAAAUAAACAUAUUCUCAGUUGACCCCAAA